This is a messenger RNA of Nelumbo nucifera (sacred lotus), 2429 nucleotides long. RefSeq names its product cationic amino acid transporter 2, vacuolar-like. The record is from RefSeq and is a predicted model, not a curated record. Gene Ontology annotation, cellular component: membrane. Gene Ontology annotation, biological process: amino acid transport; transmembrane transport. Gene Ontology annotation, molecular function: amino acid transmembrane transporter activity. NCBI's taxonomy places the organism in Eukaryota, Viridiplantae, Streptophyta, Magnoliopsida, Proteales, Nelumbonaceae.
GUUUUCUUGCACGGAAGACUCUCUGCUUCUCUCCUUUUCCCUCCCCUGGGUGAGACUUUUUUUUUCGAGGUUUCUUACUUAAUCUGCCCGCUUCCCUCGAAGAAGGAUUGAAAUCCGAGGGAUUUCAGGGUAAGCGGGCAGGUGGGUAAGUAUUGGAUUGGCCCAAAAUCAACUUAUUUUGUGUAAUCGUUGGAGGAGAAGGGGAAGAGCUAAAGCUGCUGAAUAUUAUGGGGUUUGUUGUUGAUUCUAAAAAGGGUAGUGGUAGUGGAGGUGCAGGAGGCUCUUCGUGGGGAUUUCGAUGUGUUAUGAGGCGAAAACAAGUUGAUUCGGUACAUGUGAGGUCGGGGGUUCGCCAAUUGGCCAAGGAAUUGACUGUUCUUCAGCUUCUUGCAAUUGGUGUUGGAUCAACCAUUGGCGCUGGAGUGUAUGUUCUUAUUGGAACAGUUGCUAGAGAACAUGCAGGUCCUUCCCUUACCAUUUCCUUCCUAAUAGCUGGGAUAGCAGCAGCUCUUUCAGCAUUUUGCUAUGCGGAACUUGCAAGUCGUUGUCCAUCUGCUGGAAGUGCCUAUCAUUAUUCCUACAUAUGUGUUGGAGAAGGUGUUGCUUGGUUGGUUGGUUGGGCUCUCAUACUAGAGUAUACCAUUGGUGGCUCAGCUGUUGCCCGUGGCAUAUCUCCAAACCUGGCCCUGUUUUUCGGAGGAGAGGAUCAUCUUCCACCUUUUUUGGCCCGUGUAUAUAUUCCUGGGCUUGAUGUAGUGGUUGAUCCAUGUGCUGCAAUACUAGUUCUUCUAGUUACUGGACUCUUAUGUGUGGGGAUCAAGGAGAGUUCAUUUGCUCAAGCCAUUGUUACAACAGCAAAUGUAUGUGUCAUGGUAUUUGUCAUUAUAGUUGGUGGAUACCUUGGCUUCAGGACUGGAUGGCCUGGAUAUGAACUUCCAAGCGGCUAUUUUCCCUUUGGGGUCAAUGGGAUGCUUGCUGGUUCUGCAACAGUCUUCUUUGCAUAUAUUGGGUUUGAUUCAGUUGCCAGCACAGCUGAGGAGGUGAAGAAUCCUCAGCGAGAUUUGCCACUGGGUAUAGGGAUUGCCCUGUCUAUAUGUUGUAUGUUGUAUAUGCUGGUGUCCAUCGUAAUUGUUGGCCUGGUACCGUUCUAUGCUAUGGAUCCAGACACCCCAAUAUCCUCUGCAUUUUCUAGCCAUGGGAUGCAAUGGGCAGUAUACAUAAUUACAGCUGGAGCAAUUACUGCACUUUGCUCAACCUUGAUGGGUUCAAUUCUUCCUCAGCCUCGAAUCCUAAUGGCAAUGGCUAGAGAUGGAUUGCUUCCAGCCUUCUUUUCUGAUGUCCAUAAGCGAACCCAAGUUCCUGUCAAUAGCACAAUUGUUACCGGGGUUUGUGCUGCAAUCCUAGCAUUCUUUAUGGAUGUUUCACAACUUGCAGGGAUGGUCAGUGUGGGCACGCUUCUUGCAUUUACCACUGUUGCAGUUUCUAUUUUGAUACUCAGAUACGUUCCACCAGAUGAAAUGCCACUUCCAUCAUCACUUCAGGAGACAAUUAAUUCAGUAUCAUCACGAUAUGGUACUGGAAGUGAAGUGAUUGACCAGGAAAAUCCAAAAGAUUCUGCAGACAAUUCUAAAGAUAAUACUGAAGCAUCAGCUUCAGAUCCCCUUAUUCUGAAAGAACAUGAUCAAGCUAGGUUAAAUGAAGAAAAGAGGCGAAAGGCUGCUGCAUGGAAUAUUGCAUUUGUUUGUGUAGGGGUUCUGCUUCUUACAUCUGCAGCUUCAGCUGAACAUCUACCAAGUUUACCUCGAUUCAUGGUGUGUGGGUUGGGUGGCGCACUCAUUUUAUGUGGUCUGGUUGUGCUCUCCUGGAUAGAUCAAGAUGAUGCUAGGCAUGCCUUCGGACAUGUAGGAGGUUUCAUUUGCCCCUUUGUACCACUUCUGCCUAUUGCCUGCAUUCUCAUAAACGUUUACUUGUUAAUAAAUCUUGGGGCUUCCACAUGGUUCCGAGUUUCGAUAUGGCUGAUUGCUGGCGUGCUCAUUUACAUAUUUUAUGGACGGACUCAUAGUUCGCUUCAGAAUGCAAUAUACGUUCCCACAACUCAUGCGAAUGAGAUCUACCGUAGCUCGUCUGAGUAUGUGGCAUAGAAGAAAGCAGACUCGCCAUCAUCGUGGCUCUCUUUUAUCCCUUUCUUUUUCCAUAUAAAACAAAUAUUUGGGCCAUCAUUCCAUCCGCAGGGAUUAUUUAUUUAAACCACCUGAUCUCAAGGUGCAUCGUUCUUUCUCCCAUUAAUACUUUGUUGUCAUAUUGUUUAGGACUGAUGAACGGAAAUCAGUUUCUCGUCUGUACAGUAUCUUUCUGGCUGUUGUUGGACACUUGUUCGAUUAUUGUAUGAAAAAAUAUGUAUAGAGUUUAUUGUAUUUCUUGUGAUUGAA